CAGACAUCAUGGCCUCCGCAGCUCAGGAGGAUUUGCCGGAGAACCGGGAGGGUUUAGCGGCCUCAGGAGACACCGGGACACCGGGGGAAGACACCGGGAUGGCUGGAUCCCGGACAACAACCUUCGUUCAGAGACACAGCCGGAGAAGGAGCUCUGAGAGCAGCAUGGAGGAGAACAAAGAGACCCCUGGAGCUCAGAGACACAGCUGGAGAAGGAGCACUGAGAGAAACACGGAAGAGAACAAAAAGACCCCUGGAGCUCAGAAACCGAAAGGAAGAGAGAGAUGUCACAGCUGUCCGCAAUGUGACAAAUCCUUUACAUCAUCUGGAAAUUUAAAGCGCCACCUGCGUAUUCAUACAGGAGAGAAACCAUACAGCUGUGAAGAGUGUGGGACAACGUUCACUAGAUCACAUCAUCUCAAAACACAUCAACGUAUUCACACUGGAGAAAAACCGUACCGGUGUGAAGAGUGUGGGGAAACGUUCACUACAUCAGGUAAUCUAAAUUCACAUCACCGUAUUCACACUGGAGAAAAAACGUACAGGUGUGAAGAGUGUGGGAAAACAUUCACUAAAUCAGGUACUCUAAAUUCACAUCACCGUAUUCACACUGGAGAAAAACCGUACUGGUGUGAAGAGUGUGGGAAAACAUUCACUAAAUCAGGUACUCUAAAUUCACAUCACCGUAUUCACACUGGAGAAAAACCGUACUGGUGUGAAGAGUGUGGGAAAACGUUCAAUAGAUCAGAUGCUCUCAAAAGACAUCACCAUAUUCACACUGGAGAAAAACCAUACUGGUGUGAAGAGUGUGGGAAAACGUUCACUACAUCAAGUGAUCUCCAAAAACAUCACCGUAUUCACACUGGAGAAAAACCGUACAGCUGUGAAGAGUGUGGGAAAACGUUCACUACAUCAAGUGAUCUCCAAAAACAUCACCGUAUUCACACUGGAGAAAAACCGUACUGGUGUGAAGAGUGUGGGAAAACAUUCACUACAUCAAGUGAUCUCCAAAAACAUCAACGUGUUCACACUGGAGAAAAACCGUACUGGUGUGAAGAGUGUGGGAAAACAUUCACUACAUCAAGUGAUCUCCAAAGACAUAAACAUGUUCACACUGGAGAGAAACCAUAGUGGUUUUAAGAGUGUGGGAAAACGUUUUCUCAAAGUAUUCACCGAAUCCAUUCUGCAUAGUUUUGAACAACUAUGAGAGCCAAGCUAGCUGUUUCCUCCUUCUGAUGUCCUGAGAGCUGUAGUUAUAUUUUAAGAGUCUUUCUGAAUGGAAGUCUGACGAACAGACUUCAAUUCACAGCCAGUCUUGUUUGAUGUCCCUGGGGUCCUCCUCAGCUUUUUAAAUAUCCCUAAAUUCCGCAAAAUAAAAUGGGUGAGGCUUUUCUCCACUACGCUCCCAAACUGUGGAACACCAGGAAAUAUCAGAGAGGCUCAGUGGACAUUUUUAAACGCCUUCUAAAGAAACAUCUCUUUAGAUUAGCUUUUUAUUAGCAACCCCCAACUUUAAAUGGUUCUUUUAGUCUUUAUUAUUUACCUACUUUUAUAUUGUUCAUUUAUGAUAUAGGAAGGGUUUUUAUCUUAUAUUAGUCAUUUAACAGUUUCAAUAACAUUUAUUUUUACGUUGGUUUCUUUAUAUUUUAAUCGUUUAAACUUUAUUAGAAUUAUGAUGUUUUUAUUACUAUUCAUUUGUAUUUGUAUUUCUGUUGUACCUAUAUGUUCACUUUAUUUUAUAGGGUUUUAUAUUGUUGCAUCUAUUCACUUUUCUUUUGUCUUAUCUUUCUGAGAGAAAUCAUAGUUUUUUUUACUGUAUUUAAUUUGUUAUUAUCAUACCUUUUACCUCCUUGUGUAU
Molecule: messenger RNA, 1857 nt
Organism: Trematomus bernacchii (emerald rockcod)
Lineage: Eukaryota; Metazoa; Chordata; Actinopteri; Perciformes; Nototheniidae
Product: zinc finger protein 239-like
Exons: 4
Coding region: 9-1130 (373 amino acids)
Biological process (GO): regulation of transcription by RNA polymerase II
Cellular component (GO): nucleus
Molecular function (GO): RNA polymerase II cis-regulatory region sequence-specific DNA binding; DNA-binding transcription activator activity, RNA polymerase II-specific
Source: RefSeq, a predicted model, not a curated record